This is a messenger RNA of Brassica napus (rape), 2731 nucleotides long. Its product is annotated as probable folate-biopterin transporter 3. Lineage: Eukaryota; Viridiplantae; Streptophyta; Magnoliopsida; Brassicales; Brassicaceae. The record is from RefSeq and is a predicted model, not a curated record. Gene Ontology annotation, cellular component: membrane. The transcript is spliced from 5 exons. Bases 1042 to 2529 code for a protein of 495 amino acids.
AAAAAUAUAACGCUUUGUCUUGUCAUUAUAAUUAAGGUUUAACACGUGGAAGGAUCUACUUAGCUAAAGGAAAGAUUGGAGAUUAGUAGGCAAGCAAAAUUGGUUGCCUCAAUAUUUAUCUCUUCCUGGUUGAUCUACUUCUUGGUCGGCCCAUGAGAGAUGUGAUGCCAAUGAGCAAGAAACUUAGUUAUAUUUUUCAUAAAAUUUUGGAAUAUUUAUUCAAUUAAAUAUUUUAAUAUAUUUACUUGUCAUUCUUUAACACAAAUAUAGUCAUGUAUAUUCUUGUCAUUAGUAAAAAUAAAUGUAACACUUUUGAGAAUAACAUCUCAUGCAAAAACACACACAAAUAUAUUAUAGAAUUUUAUCAUGGGACAAAACUAUUGUACUUAGAAUAUGAAUGAUUUUUUUUUUUAACAUAGAAUAUGAAUGAUCGUAUAUAAUAAAUUUCAUAACUCCCAAACUAUUAUCUGUUUUCUUAAUAUUUAGUAUGGACAAAAGUCACAUUUUGUUAAAUUUAAUGUGACUACUACCUGCCCCCAAAUCUUGUUGCAUGUGGAAGGAAUUGUCAACCGUUAUGGUAAAGUUUUGUCAAUUAGAGAGUACAAUUUUACCAACUAAUCAGCCUCUGAAUUAAUUUGGUAGUGACAGGUAAAAAACUAUCUGUGUGAUUGAAUAUUUUGUUCAUUCAUAUCUGAAAAUAUAAAUAUUUUAUCUCGCAUAGUUUGGAUUUGUCUAAAUAAACUUUACCGAUUAUAUUUUAUUUACCAUUAGAGCAUGGCUCAUUGCAUUUGCGCUAUGAACUUGGCUGACCAAACUUCAAAGUCAUACAUAACAGUCAACUAACGGAAGGAUACUCAACGCCGUCAACGGACGGUUCUCACUUCUCAGGGAGGGAAGACAAAGUACGAUUCCGAUCGUUGAACUCCCAAAGCUCGUCACGAGCUUCAAAGUCCAAGAUUAACUGCGUCACGCGUGACGUCAUCAGCCCCAGUGCUUAUAUAACAGCACUGGUCCAUCAACUCAGAUCGCUAGCUCGUAUCAAUGGCGAACCGAUCAGAGGAAACAGAGCACGACGCCGUUUCGAGGCGAAGUCACCAAGGAGGAAUGAUCUUAGAUCUAAUGUUGAAAAGACCUAUACGGUGGCUAAGAAUGCUCGUCGAAGAGCUUCACUGGAGCUUCUUCUUCGGCGUGAUCGUCGUCUACGGCGUAAGCCAAGGGCUCGGCAAAGGUCUCAGCAAAGUCAGCACGCAGUACUACUUCAAAGACGAGCAGAUGAUACAGCCUUCCGAAGCUCAGGUUUACGUUGGUUUGAUUCAGGUUCCUUGGAUCAUUAAACCGGUUUGGGGUCUGUUGACAGAUGUUGUACCGGUUCUUGGUUACAGGAGGCGACCUUAUUUCAUAUUCGCUGGUGUUCUUAGUAUGGUGUCUAUGAUGGUGUUAUCGCUACAUAAGAAUCUGCAGCUUGGACUAGCGUUGUCUUGUCUUGUGGCGGGAAGUGCUGGAGUUGCUAUAGCUGAUGUGACUAUUGAUGCUUGUGUAACGCAGCUUAGCAUAAGCCAUCCUACGCUUGCUGCAGAUAUGCAGAGUCUGUGUGGUAUGAGUUCUUCUAUUGGAUCCUUGGUUGGUUUCUCCCUUAGCGGCGUUUUGGUUCACUUGUUUGGGUCCAAGGGUGUGUACGGUUUACUUGGUAUGACAGCAGGAUUGAUUGUUGUGGUUGGGUUGAUUUUGAAAGAAUCUCCUUCACGUAGUCCAGGUGGCAAGCAUGUGAAUGAGAAGUUUAUAGAUGCCGGAAGUGCAAUAUGGAAAACUUUUCAAUAUGGUGAGGUGUGGCGCCCAUGCUUGUUCAUGUUGUUGUCAGCUGCAGUGAGCUUGCACAUUCAUGAAGGCAUGUUCUAUUGGUACACAGAUUCAAAGGAUGGGCCUUCCUUCUCAAAGGAAGCAGUUGGAUCCAUUAUGUCUUUUGGUGCAAUUGGCUCUCUCGUGGGCAUACUGCUUUAUCAGAACUUUCUGAAGAACUUCCCUUUUCGGAAUGUAGUCUUCUGGGCACUUUCCCUAUCUGUCCUCUCAGGAUUUCUCGACUUGAUCCUGGUGCUGCGGAUAAAUCUGAAGCUCGGUGUUCCUGAUUACUUCUUCAUUGUGGUAGAUGAGUUUGUUUCACACAUGAUCAGUAGAAUCAAGUGGCUACCCUUACUUGUCCUUAGCUCCAAGCUCUGCCCUGCUGGUAUGGAAGGCACAUUCUUUGCUCUGCUCAUGUCUAUUGAACAUGUAGGACACCUGUUGUCUUCAUGGGGCGGAGGAGUAUUGCUACACGCCUUGAAAGUUACACGUACUCAGUUUGAUAAUCUCUGGUUGGUUAUUGUGAUCAGGAGUUUAUUGAGGGUAGUUCCAAUUGGUUUGGUCUUUUUGAUACCAAACGUUGAUCCCAGCUCAACUAUUCUUCCGGCUGAUAUGUUAAUGAACAGAAGAAGUGAAGAUGUGGUAGAAACUGACAAGAUAGAGAUGACUGCUCUGUUAAGUAAUGAAGCUUGAUCCAGAUUCUUAGACAAACCUACCAAGUGGAUUCCCUUAGAUGUAUUUGUUUGUUCAUUGUAUGCUCAUCUGUUUUAGAUAAUUUUUCUUAUAAGAGCAUUGUUUCUUACAGUUGCUAUACCGAUACAGACACAUAUAUAUGACUGACUUGUUGAAGAAUUCAAAUUGGCUUUGCCAAAAGAGAUGAUUGGCUUUCAUGAUA